Molecule: messenger RNA, 473 nt
Organism: Eurytemora carolleeae
Lineage: Eukaryota; Metazoa; Arthropoda; Copepoda; Calanoida; Temoridae
Product: neuroparsin-A
Exons: 3
Coding region: 33-338 (101 amino acids)
Source: RefSeq, a predicted model, not a curated record
AAUUUUAUAAAUUUGAUUUCAGGUGAAACAGAAUGCAUAAGAGGUUAAUAUUUUGUUUCUGUAUUAUUAUCUGUCUGUCAUUUCAUCUCACAUCGUCUUUGCACAUCUGCAGUAUGCGGAAAAGCAAAGACGACUCUGAGUGUGUGUACGGCACGGAAACUGAUCUUUGCGGCAUUAGACGUUGCAGGAAAGGUCCCGGAGAAAUUUGUGGAGGUUGGAAGGAUAUAUAUGGAGCAUGUGCUACUGGACUAACCUGUUCUAACUGUGGAAGUUGUAGCGGAUGUUCUUAUCAAUCCUUUAUAUGCUGGGAUGAUAUAGAUUGCAUGGCAAAAAGCUAGAAACCUGAAUUUUAAACCACCAUCAGUCCCCUCUUCACACGCCCCCCUCCCCUCAUAAAUAAAGUUUUAAAGAAUAUCAUAUGAUGUUUGGAAUGUAUUAUGGCUUUCUAUAAAUAUAUAAAUGUCAACUUUAAA